Molecule: messenger RNA, 2956 nt
Organism: Etheostoma spectabile (orangethroat darter)
Lineage: Eukaryota; Metazoa; Chordata; Actinopteri; Perciformes; Percidae
Gene: tmem268
Product: transmembrane protein 268
Exons: 9
Coding region: 239-1330 (363 amino acids)
Source: RefSeq, a predicted model, not a curated record
CGAGCUGAUCUGAGUCACACGUAAAGAGAGAGAGAGACAGAGAGAGAGAGGGAAGUCAGAAAGAAACUCUACUGAGACACAGCUGAGUGUCAAAGUGACAUACGCCACAAUCUCUUUGCGCAGACCAUAGACUGUAUAAUAGGUGCAGAAUAUUGGUGCCUUCAAGGGAUCUAAUAAAUAUCUGGCCGACAAGGGAAUAUAAUCACAGUUUUGUUGACAUGAUGGUGUUAUAUCUAAAAUGCAGGAAGUGGUUACCUCUGAGAUGAUGGAGGACAAGAACAGAGUUUGUCAUGUGAUGGAGGAGAGUGAGGUAGAUGUGCAGAUCAAACAAACCAAAGCUCAGCCACAGCAGGCCAGCAACAACAGACCCACCUGGUCAAAUGGUCAAUGUGUUGUGGCGAUGCCAAGCUGUUCGAUGCUAAACCCAAGCUUUGAUCUGUCUCUGUGUCGUGCCAAACUCGAGAAUGAUGGCUUUCAGAUUCCAGUCAGAGACAUGGAGGCUCCACUGAAGACAGCUUUGGACCUUCCCUCAGUCAGGAGAUACAUGGUUUUUAAUUCGGCUCUCUUCCAUUUUAUAAUGGCACCGGUGCUGUAUGUGGUGGUGUGGUGCGGCACGUUCUCCACCCUCCACCUUUUUAUCACUGUCACUGACUACUGGGUUCUCUGCCUCUCUGUCAGCCUGGUCUCCAUCUUCCUCACCACUGCCAUCAUUUUCAUUUUCAACUACACUAACAAGGAGAUCAACAUGAACUUAGAUGUUCGGUUAAUCCAGGUGAAUGAGAGGAUGGUGAAACACAAGCUGCUGGUGGCCGUGGCCGACUGGGUACAGUCCUGCACUGGAAAUAUGAAGCUGUACUUUGUGUAUUGGGACAUGUCCCACUGUCUGAGGACACUGACUGAAACUUUAGAGGAGGGCAGCUUUGUGGUGAAUGACACCCAGAAAAAGCUGAAGCGGAAAAUGUCGCAUCUCGUUCUUGUGACUGUGGACACGGCUGUUGUCCCUGAGGUCGAAGGUUCAGAUGUGGAGCAGCAGGACUCCAAUGAGCAGAGGCCUCUGCUGAGACACGAGGACACCGGCUGCGGUACCUCAUCCAGCCGACAGGAGGGCAUCAAAGUCACCACUAACUACAGCCUCAUCCCCGAUGCAUCGUUACCUGCUCAGGCUGCAGCCUACCAGCUUCUGAUGACCUACAGUGCAGCUUAUGUGAAGCUGCUGGUGUCCAAGAGGCUGUCAGGACCGUCAGACCACCGCCUACGUCCCCAGAGGAAUCACUGCACUAGCGCCCCUCUCUGCCUCUGCCAGUACAUCAAAAAGAAGAUCCUUCAGUAACAGAACCAGUGUCAAGACUUUUGCUUUGCACCCAUGCUCUUGAACAUACAAAGUGACAUGUGGGAGCACUUCCAUUGCAGAAAACAUGGAUUAUAUUGUUUAGAUCAAAUGAAGGAUCUUUUCAGAGCUUCACACUCUUAAUUUCUCUGUUUUUAAGUCUCCAGUUUGCAGCCUCCUGUACCUCCGCUGUUGUCUUUACGUCCCCCCCGUCCCACCCCCGUUUGGCACCAACAAUUUCUUCCCUGUGCAAAACGCUGUCUGAUCCAGCUACUGUAAACCAAUAUUUGCACUCGUGCACACAUGACAAUCACAGCCUUAGCCCUGCUGUUUUCAUUAUUUGCACAAAUAGAGAUAUAUAUUCUUGUGAUUUGAUUUGUAGUAGAUUCUACAGCAUUUGUUCUUGUGGUUGAACUGAAGGCACCGGUGGAAAGUAACCAGAAAGUACCCACAGAGUACAUAUUCUGAAGUUCUAUACUUUUCAAGGUACUUUACAUAAGGAUUUACAUUUUAUGCUAAUUUAUACUUCAAUUCCACUAGAUUUCAGUUGGUAAAAUUGUACUUUUUACUCCACUGCAUUUACCUGUGUUACAAGUUACUUUUCAGAUUAAGAUUUUACAUGAAAAACCAACAACAGCCAUUGUAUAAGUAGUGGUUUCCAUUAUUUUUCAGUGUCAAGUUUUUUUUUUUAUAUUGUUGUUUUGGUACUUUUACUUAAGUAAUACAUCUUUCACCACUGCUUGGAGGACAGACAAUUGAUGUGUAGACAAAGAAAAUACAAGCAUGAAGGGAAAGAAAGAUCCCCACCCUUUUAAAUCCCCUUGAUGCAGCUUUAUAUGGAUGCUUAACAUGAAUCGUUGGAUUUAGUUUCUUGGAUAUAUUACCUCAAAUGUCAGCAACAGAAGCGGAACCAGAGUGUCUUUGUUCUUGUGUUCUCAACCCUUUGGUUUUGUGGGUGUAGGCGGAUUAUAUAUCUAUGCAUAUUUGUGUGUAGGAUACUGGGUUUCUCAUCAGCGAUUACCCAUCAGUCCUGGUACUGUGACUGAGAUGACAGCCCAGCGAGAGAGCCGUAGGAUGGCACAAACACACAGCGAGACAGCCAGUGUUGCUGACCUGGGGCAAGCUGGGAUUGUGUGAUGGAAGAGAGAGGCGUGCAGCGUGAGGCCAAGUUAAACGAUCUUAGAGACGCUGGCUGUCCUCGGGAGGCUAAAUGGCCAUCUGUGAUCCUUCACACACAGGCUGGCUUAGCUCCCACCUUUAGUUUCUCCCUCAAACCUCUUUUCCAUUGGAUGGAUUGUUUGGCCCCAUACUUCACCUUUUUCACAGAUAUGAUUUAUAAUUUAUAAAAGAAAAAAGUCAUAGCAGGCAAAAAGGAUUUUAAAUCGUAUUCAUGAUGAAACAGCAGCAAAAAUAGGGGAAGACAGAAAAAUAAGAGAUGUUAAGACAUAAGACAUGGAACAGACAUGCUAAGCUAUUAUGGUCUGAUUGAAAAUGUUGUCCCCAUGGAUGUAUUAGGCAAGUUCUUAUAAUACACCUGCGUGUUGUAGCAAUCUUACACAACCACUUAAUACAAGGUACAACUGAGGCUGCAGUGAUCCCAUCACUUUUGCAGGUAUUUGGUCAUGAACC